Messenger RNA from Saprolegnia parasitica CBS 223.65, 549 nucleotides. RefSeq lists its product as hypothetical. The coding region runs from base 29 to 466 and encodes 145 amino acids. Gene Ontology annotation, cellular component: ribonuclease H2 complex. The record is from RefSeq and is a predicted model, not a curated record. The transcript is spliced from 2 exons. Gene Ontology annotation, biological process: RNA catabolic process. NCBI's taxonomy places the organism in Eukaryota, Oomycota, Saprolegniomycetes, Saprolegniales, Saprolegniaceae.
GGUUCAAAGAGCAGCGGCGACGCGACCCAUGAGCGGCCACCAGAAGCUCUGCGCGACGCGGUGUCCUCUACCGUCGGCGGCCGACGAGCGCGUCCACGUGCUACCAUGCAAGGUCAAGCACGAUGGCAAGGCGCCGAUCUCGUCGUACUUUGUCGUCGAGGACGCCGGCGACGCCAAGGCGGCGCGCUUCCGCGGGAUCGAGCUCAGUGGCACCGAGGUGCACCUCGACACUCUCGGCUACGCGGGCCUCGUCAUGGUCGACGAAGGCGUGCCAGAUGAGACGGCUGAAGAUGACUUUAACGCCUUCUCGUCGGACGCGCCGCCAGCGCCCAGUUCGAUCUGGGAGAUCGAAGGCCACUUCGCGACGUUGGUCGACUGGCAGACCAAGGACUUGCCUUCGAACGACGCGAUCGCCAAGCGCUUGGCGCACUGGAACAUCAUCUCGGCUGCGAUCCACGACGACUGACCGAGCUCAUUCACGUCCUUAUGAGCUAGUACUUGUAGCACUCUAUUCUAUCGUCGAAAGAACGUCGACGUCUUGUUUUCUUG